Striga asiatica is the source of this 348-nucleotide messenger RNA. Lineage: Eukaryota; Viridiplantae; Streptophyta; Magnoliopsida; Lamiales; Orobanchaceae. The record is from the annotation of a GenBank genome assembly.
AUGCAAAAGGUGUUGAUACGUCCUAUCCACAUAGAAAGCUUACCCUCUUUCUUCCACAUAAGACAGGUGGAUGCUACAGCCGCUAUCACUUUGGCUGCAGGAGGGGAAUGGAACAGUGAAACUCUCGACGUCUUGUUUGUCUUGCCUAACCGUUCGGCCGGAGAUGCCCUUGUAUGGUAUAGUAAGCUGUUUAGCUACUUGUAUCGAUUUGCCACAGUGUGGUUAGAUAGAAUGCGCUGGCAGCCUCAGCUUGGCAGGAUGGGAAUGAAGGUCGAGGGAGCAGGGAAGCGCCAGGCUAUUCGCUAUUGGCUCACCCUUGUAUCAGGCCUUGGUACGACCUAUACAUGA